AUGAGACUACGAAGUUGUCGGCUAAGAGCCCAUGAUUCCUUUAUGAAGGGGCCGCCAGGGUUCCGACUCCCAUUGGGCUUCACAAAAGCCCAGAAAAGAAAAGCUUUGUGUUCUUCGUCCUGGAAAUGGAGAAUUUUUAAUUCUGAAGGUGGAGCUUAUGGGCUGGAGCAGCCUCUGUUGGCUUUCCUGCUCGCUGGAGGGUUAGCCGAAGUUCCGGCCUACUUAUAUGGCGCCGGUGAACAUCAUCAAAGGGCUAACAGAGUUUUUUCAUGCACUGUCAUGAUCGAAACCUCGUUGGGCAUGUAAGUUCUUACAUUUUUUAAUUUUAUCCAAGCACAUUUGUUCAGUGUCAAAAGUGUAUUUUUCUUGGUCAAAAUUUCGAUGUUUGUUUAUUAUGUAGUCUUCUUGUCAUUCUUAAAACUUGAUUGGGACUUUCGAACUCAGAACUGCUUCAUUGUAUAUCCGACCACCA
Molecule: messenger RNA, 472 nt
Organism: Oldenlandia corymbosa var. corymbosa
Lineage: Eukaryota; Viridiplantae; Streptophyta; Magnoliopsida; Gentianales; Rubiaceae
Source: the annotation of a GenBank genome assembly